AUGCGUCGUUUUCCGCUUCUUAUUGCGUUUUUGUUCUGCACCGACCGUGUAGCUUGUUUCGAAGCCGCCGGUGUUCACAAUUUGUCAUCCAUAUUUAACAACCAGCCGUCAAAGAACUGGGUUGUCCUUGUCGCUGGUACCAACACCUGGGAAAGUUAUCGACAUCAAGCGAACGUUUAUCACGCCUACCACAUUUUGCGUGCAAACAAAAUUCCAGCGGAGAAUAUAAUUACCAUCGCUUACGACGAUAUCGCCAACAAUCCCAAGAAUCCGUUCAAAGGCAAAGUGUUCCAUGACUACGAGCACAAAGAUGUUUACAAGGGUGUGGUAAUUGACUAUCGUGGAAAAGACGUCAAACCGUAUAUCUUCACUAUGGUAAUGACAGGCGAUAAAAGACUUGAAAAGGAAGGGAAGAAGGUGUUGAAAAGCGGUCAUGAUGAAAACGUUUUCAUCUAUUACACUGGCCAUGGUUUCCGUAACUAUAUCACCUUCCCGGAAGGAGAUCUCACUGCCGCGCAAUUGAAUGAUAUCCUCCUCCACUUGUACAAAAUGAAAAAGUAUAACAAACUGGUGUUUUACAUGGACGCUUGCUACUCUGGUUCUAUGUUUAUGGAUCUUUUUCCUCCAAAUGUGGGAAUCUAUGUGACAACAUCAGCCAACGAGAAGGAAGAAAGCUAUGGUGUUUUUUGUACGGAUAAGCAAAUCGGUGUUUGUCUAGCGACCGAAUACUCGUAUGCCUGGAUUACGGAUUCGGAACACAGUGACCUGAAAAAGCGAACACUGGAACAACAGUACCAGGAGGUGAAAAAGAGGACAAAAGCUAGUCACGUGAUGAAGUACGGUGAGAUGGCGAUGGGAGAUCUCCCAGUUGGGAAGUUCCAAGGUCAUUAUGAUGCACUGAUGCACCAGAAUGAUGUGGCCAAAGCAGCGAAAGUUGUAGAUAGAAAACUAUCGUCUCAUAUGCAUUUAUUCUCAAUAUCUCGACGCCUGAUGGAGGCCGCAACCGAAGAAGAACACGAAACUGCUUGGCGACGUCUACACCAUGCACUUCAGCUUCGCCACGUCGUCAAGGAAAAAUUUGGCGACAUCGUCAGGGAUGUGAUGAUCCAACAUAAGCCCAUGGUAAAGCGCUUAUCCAAGACGGAUAAGCUCAUAUGUUUCAAGGCAGUAUUCGAUCAAUUCCAGACAUAUUGUUUCACAAUUCAGCAGGUUCCAUGGUUAGCUCAGCUAUCAGUUCAACUAGUGGAGCUAUGCGAAGUCGGGUACGAGGACCAAGCCAUCAUCAAUUCUGUCCACAGCGUCUGCUCCUAG
Opisthorchis viverrini is the source of this 1311-nucleotide messenger RNA. RefSeq lists its product as hypothetical. The coding region runs from base 1 to 1311 and encodes 436 amino acids. Gene Ontology annotation, biological process: vacuolar protein processing. Gene Ontology annotation, molecular function: cysteine-type endopeptidase activity. The record is from RefSeq and is a predicted model, not a curated record. NCBI's taxonomy places the organism in Eukaryota, Metazoa, Platyhelminthes, Trematoda, Opisthorchiida, Opisthorchiidae. The transcript has 12 exons.